ACAUCGAGGUCCUUAACGAGAACGACAACGUGCCGAUGAGCGAGGAGGCAGUUUACUACCCCAGCGUGUUGGAGGAGAGCCCUGCCGGCAGCGAGGUCCUCCAAAUAAGAGCAACGGACAGGGACAAGGACCCUAGCCAAGAAAUAACAUACAAGAUUACAUCCGGGAAUCCCGAGGGAUUCUUCGCCAUCAACUCGACUACAGGUGUUAUUACCACCACUUCCAGGAAAUUGGACAGGGAGGCCCAAGACGAGCACAUCUUGGAGAUAUUAAUCAGUGACAAUGGAACACCUCCCUUGUCUUCAAUAACGAGAGUAGUCGUCAAAGUUGAGGAUAUCAACGACAAUACUCCAGAAUUUGAACAAAUAUCCUACGAUGUCCAAAUUCCAGCCAGUGGUACUGAAAUAGACCAGCCAAUGUUCCAGAAAGACUCGCCGGACGAUUUCGACGGAGCUGACGCAGCCCUCGACGACGACACGUGGGAAACUUACGGUCCUGCUGACAUGGUCGGCCUGGACCGCAUCCUGCGGGUCCUUGCGUUUGAUAGAGAUAUAGGACAGAAUGCUAAGCUACGCUACCACAUAAAAUCCGGAAAAGGAAGAUCGAAAUUUAAAAUCGACAACAGUACAGGAAUCGUCUACGCUCAGAAAGGAUUUGAACCUGGGCAGGAAUACGAGCUCAAUAUCAAAGUCAGCGAUGGAGGAAAUAUCUCGAAACACAGCAUCUGCAAGGUGUCUGUUCACAUCGUUCCAGUACCAGCCACUUCCAAAAACCCGCCAGAGGUGAAAAUCCCUCAACCUGUCAAAUUGACAGAGAGCGAAGAGAUCGGAUUUUUGGUUGCCUCUAUUUCAGCAACUGACCCAGACAAUGAUACCCUCUGGUACGAUAUUGUUGAUGGUGACGAUCGCAAUGAGUUCUACAUCGGUAGGGACGUCGGCAACAUCCUAAUCGCCCAAAAAUUAGACUGCGAGAUACAGAGCGAAUACACCUUAAACAUAAGCAUCACCGACACCAUAUACACCAUUUAUAUUCCACUCAACAUAUCCGUACUGGACAUCAACGACCACCGACCAGAGUUUUCAGAAAGCUUGUAUAAGGUAGAAAUAUCCGAAGCCGUUCCACUAUACACGGAAGUGCUGAAGCUAAAAGCGACUGACAAAGACGAUAACGAAAAGCUGAUCUACAGUUUUCACUCGGCCGAGAAUAUCAUAUCGUUACGUACCUUCUUAUUGGACUCGAUAACGGGGGUUAUAUCCCUAGCGGCAAGCUUGGACAGGGAAUCCAUAAGCGAGCACAUCUUAACCGUUAUGGUGCGUGACGGGGGUACCCCAGCCAAAAGAAACUUCGCUAGAGUUCAAAUAAUCGUCCAUGACCACAACGACCACAGUCCCCACUUCUCUGACAAGAUCCUGGUAGGAAAAGUCUUUGAAUCCGCUACCGUAAACAGCGCGGUGCUAAGAGCGUUUGCCGUGGACCACGACAAAGGCGAAAACGCCCGCAUAACGUACUCCAUCAUAUCCGGAAACGUUGGGAACGUUUUUACCAUCGACCCCGACUUGGGAAUCAUUAGCAUAGCUAGGGAUUUAGACUUGACCACCGUCAACGAAUACACUUUACAUAUAAGAGCGACGGAUCAUGGUCAGCCCGCUUUGUCCUCGACAAUACCCGCUCACAUAAUGCUUACUAUGGCGGACAACUCUCCGCCCAAGUUCAAUUCUGAGGAGAUAGCGGCUGAGAUUUAUGAAGACCAGCCGUUAGGCAGCUAUGUCGCUCAUUUGGAUGUGAAAAGCACUUCUUCGUUGCAGUUUGAGAUUUUGUCGGGCAAUAAGGAUAGUGCUUUCAUCAUUAGCCCGAGUACAGGGGUUAUAACCACGCAGAAGUACUUGGAUUACGAGACUACUAAGUUCUACAAUUUAUCUGUGAUAGCUACUAAUAUGGCCUCUAUAUCAGCAUCUUGCAACGUGAUCAUCCAUAUAUUAGAUAAGAACGACAACGUCCCCGAGUUUCUACAAUCACACUACGCCGGAAUUAUCAGCGAAUCUGCCCCCAUAAAAUCACUAGUUUUAACGAACACGAGUGAGCCGCUCGUGAUCAAGGCCUUUGAUGCAGAUUCGGAAGGAAAUGCCUUAUUACAUUACGAGAUCAUCGAGAUCUUACCUAGACGUUAUUUCGAAAUCGACUCUAACACCGGUGCUAUUAGGACUAUAAGAUUAUUAGACCAUGAGACGUACAGUAGUUUCUCGUUUCACGUAGAAGUUUCCGAUCUAGGAAAACCUAGGCUUUCGUCAGAAACCACCGCCAAAGUAGAUAUCGUCGUUACGGAUGUAAAUGAUUGUUCACCUGUGUUCUCGAGUCCCGUUUACAACGUAACAUUGCUAUUACCUUCAUAUAAAAAUGUUGCAGUGAUUCAGGUUAAUGCGACAGACCCAGAUAGCUCAGAAAGCGGUGCCUUGAAGUAUGACAUAAUAGAAGGAAAUAAACUGGGCAUUUUUGACAUCAAUUCCAAAACUGGUCUAAUAACUCUUGUAAAACCGGACAACUUAAAACCUUCCUACAAACUCCAAGUUAGAGUCUCCGAUGGCCAGUUCGGAAGCGUCGCUAAAGUCUACAUCCGCGUAGAAGAGUCUGAUAAUUCCGGAUUGGUGUUCCAAAAACCUUUCUACGAGGGAUCAAUCAUGGAAAACUCCACAAAAAUUACCCACGUGUGCGUAGUUAACGUUCUGGGGAGUGCCUUAAAUGAACAUUUAGAGUUUAGGAUCUUAAAUCCCACCGAUAUGUUCACCAUAGGUCCAACAUCGGGCGUGAUACGGACCACCGGGCUUAAGUUUGACAGGGAAGUCCAAGACAAGUACGAACUUAUCGUAGAAGCCAGAAGCAACAUGCCGCCUAGAGAUCGUCCUAGAGUUGCUCAUGUCAUAGUCAACGUUACCAUCCUGGACAUUAACGACAAUUGUCCGAUGUUCGUCAAUUUGCCUUACUACGCGGUGGUGUCUGUGGAUGACGAGAAAGGCAGUAUCAUUACCAAAGUGCAUGCUAUAGAUAUGGAUAGUGCCGAGAAUGGGGAAGUACGUUAUGAACUUAUUAAAGGACACGGGGAGCUGUUCAAAGUUCACAGGGAGACGGGAGAUAUCGAAAUUAAGCAAAAUUUAGAGGGACACAACAAGGAAUACGAACUACUUAUAGCUGCUUACGAUAAAGGAAUGUCACCUUGUAGGACGGACGUUACGGUCCACGUUAAGGUGAUAGAUAGAUCCAUGCCAGUUUUCAAGAAACAAUUCUACUCUGAAAUAAUCCCCGAGAACGUGGAGUUGCAUUCCCCAUUAUCUAUUUCCAUCGAGGCUGAGUCUCCGCUCUCGCGUAAACUUAUUUACAGCAUAGUAAAGGGCAACGAACUGGAGGAAUUUGCACUUGAUUUUAACACAGCAUUUCUGCCAAGAAAACCGAAAAUGUACAAAAACUUGACUGCAUUUUUAGUAACUCUUGCAAACGAUACAGCAGCCCCAGACAGUAACAAUGGUCCCUGUGUGAUUUCGGUGGUAGACGAACUAGACUACGAACAACAGUCGCAGUACGAACUACUGAUCAGAGCUACCGACUCUGUGUCUGGCGUCUACGCCGAAGUACCAGUGUCAAUUGUCCUUCAAGACGUCAAUGACUGUCCCCCAGAGUUUACCCAAGAAAGCUACAAUGUGUCGAUAUCUGAAGCUGCUCAAUUUGGCACUGCCGUUCUAACUGUAUUGGCUAUUGAUAACGAUACCGGAACCAACCAAAAAAUACUGUACUCCAUACAGAAAGACGAGAAUAACGCCACCGAAUACUUCUAUAUCGAUGAGAAUGAAGGGACGAUUUACUUGAAACAGUCUUUGGAUCAUGAGGAAGCGAGCUCACAUCAUUUUAUCGUCGUCGCUACGGAUCAGGGAGUACCUAGCAUGGCUAGUACAGCACAUGUUUGGUUAAGCGUGUUGGAUAUGAACGACAAUGCCCCAAAAUUCGACCAAUCAUCAUACUCGUGCGGCUUAUCCAUAAACGCUAAAAGAGACCAAUUCGUCACCAUCGUAAAAGCGAGUGACCUCGAUGAAGUGGACCAAAACAAUCUCCGUUACACGAUAGUAGCGGGAAACGAGCAACAAACCUUUUCCAUGAAUCCCGACACGGGUAUAAUCACCUUGACUAACUUGGCGAACUUUGGCAACAAGCAAAUCAUGUUGCUGAAUGUUUCUGUGUCCGACGGUGUUUACACGAACUUUGCACGGUUGAAAGUAGAAUUGUUGCCGGCAAACUUACAUCCGCCUCACUUCGAAGAUAUUAUAAGGGAUGUACAGAUACCGGAGAAUAGGAUGCCAGGCUACCCCGUUGCCACGGUCAAUGCGACGGAUGAAGACAUGGGGGAGUUUGGAACUAUAACUUACAGCAUUCAAUCCGAUUUGAUGAACGAUGUAUUCUCCAUCGAUAAGCACUCUGGGAAAAUCGUCACUAAGACUAGAUUGGAUAGGGAGAAGAAAAGAAUGUACGAGUUGCUCGUAAUUGCAACAGAUGGCGGCGGUCUCUCCGAUUUUCUAACUGUACGAGUGAGAGUUUUGGACGAAAAUGACAACGUCCCAAAAUUCUUGCUAAAAGAAUAUAAAAUUAGUAUUCACUCAAAUCUGACCACUAGUACCAGUUUUGCUAGAGUUAAAGCGAUAGAUAUCGACGAAGGGAUAAACGCACAAAUAGAAUACUCGAUAUACGAGAAGAAAUCUUCCGAUGUAGCAAGUAUUUUUGGUAUAGACACUGCGACGGGAGAUUUGUUCCUGCAUAAAAAUGUUUAUUCUUGGGUGGGUGAAGUGUUUCAAUUCUUCGUCCGAGCCACCGACAAAGGGAGGCCUGAAAAACAUGCUGACAUUCCAGUCAAUAUUUUGAUUAUGGGACCAAACGAUUUCCCGCCGGUUUUCGACAGGAGGGAUGGGAAAUUUUUCUUGUCGGAGAACUCUCCCACAGGUACAAUAAUUACACGUCUCAAAAUCGUAUCAAACAUCACAACCGUCAAUUUCCAAAUAAUCUCCGACUAUGACGAAAGCCCACAAUUCCACGUAGAUUCUCAAGGUCAAGUUUCCUUGGCUAGACCUUUAAAUUUUGAAGCGCAGACUUUCCACCUCAUCGGAGUUUUAGCUCUGUCCGACUCCAGUCCUCCUUUGACAGCUUUAGCAGAAAUUGUACUGCAAGUUCAGGACGAAAACGACCAUGCCCCGGUGUUUGAAAGUAACACCUACGUUCUCUAUCUAGGGGAAAACGUUGCUGAAGGAACAUCUGUUUUGAGAGUGGUUGCGCAUGACCAAGACCAAGGCAGUAACGGGGAAGUGAGGUACAAUUUCGGCUCCGACAUUGGUGACACCACUAACUUCUUCGCGAUAGACUCCCACAAUGGCUGGAUAAGCACCAUAGCUCAGUUAGACAAAGAAACCAAAGCCGAAUAUAAAUUUUAUGUAACGGCAACCGACAAUGGUACACCAAAACACUCGGCACGAACCACCAUCAUAAUAAAACUUAAAGAUUCCAACGACAGCCCUACUCUCUUCAAAGAACCGUUGUAUAACAGUUCAGUUAUGGAGGAUGCCUUGCCGGGCACCGUGCUACAAACGCUGUCCACUAAGGAUGCCGAUAGUGAUUUGUCAACACCAGUGGAGUUUUAUAUAAUAUCGGGAGAUCCAAGUUCGCAAUUUCAGAUCAGGCAGACUGGGGAAGUUUAUGUUGCUAAGACGCUGGAUAGGGAGAAAGUCGGAAACUAUAACCUGGAAAUCAUUGUUACUGACGGACUGUUCACUGACACUACCAAUGUGGCGGUUACUGUUCUAGAUGCUAAUGAUAAUCCACCCUACUGUUUGAAAUACCGCUACAGGCAAAUACUAUCAGAAGGCAUCCUACCAGGAUCGUAUGUACUCUCUGUGCUAGCCACCGACAUAGACGGUCCGGAACACUCCCAACUACGUUAUAUUUUAACAGGCGAAGGCUCUGAGAACUUUAUAUUAGAAAAAGAAACCGGUCUGUUAAAGACGGUCACGUAUCUAGACCGAGAAAAGCAAUCCAAGUACCUACUAACUGCGCACGUACACGACAAAGAAAAAUCGAGUUGGGAAUGUUCUUCGCAGAUAGAACUUUUCGUAUCCGAUCUAAACGAUAAUGCACCGCUAUUCUCUCUACCCUAUUACUCUGUUGCUUUACCGGAAGAUGUUGAAAUAGGCACUUUGGUCACCAAGAUCCACGCCACAGAUGCCGAUAUCGGCAUCAACAAAAAAAUUAAGUAUUCUUUCAUUGACUCCUUCAACGACCACUUUGUCAUGGCCGCCGAUAGUGGAAUCGUUACAUUGGCCAAACCAUUAGAUCGAGAACUGCGAGCCGCGUACAAUUUAACUAUACAAGCCGUUGACCAAGGCACACCACAAAUGUCCAGCGUGGCGUACCUUAUCGUAAAUGUGCAGGAUAUCAACGACAAUCCACCCGAAUUCGAAACAAAAUACUACUUCGCCACCGUUCCGGAAAUAGAUGCGAUUGGAACGGAAGUCGUCCGGGUUCUCGCAACAUCUAAAGACAUCGGGGCCAACGCCGAAGUUUAUUAUUCUGUCAUAGGAGGUAACGAGCACAAGAAGUUUACCAUCGAUAAUAAAACGGGGGUCAUCUCGAUAGCCGACAUGUUGGAUUUCGAGAGAGCGAAGGAUUAUUUCUUGACAAUCCAAGCUGUCGACGGAGGGACUCCUCCCUUGAGCAAUGUGGCCACGGUUAAUAUCACCGUAACGGAUUGCAACGACAACGCCCCUGUGUUCACGCAGGCAUCGUACAGUGCCAGGAUUAGGGAAGAUGCUCAAGUCGGUGAUAAAAUAUUACAAAUUAUUGCAACAGAUCUGGAUAGCGACAAGAACGGUGAAGUGUCUUACUCGAUAAUAAGAGGAGACAACCUAAAUCAAUUCGACGUAGACGAAAAAAGUGGUUACGUGUCAGUGGCUGGUGAAUUGGACCGAGAAACAAUAUCAAGCUAUGUACUGGAGAUCCUGGCGAAGGAUAAUGGUGUACCGGUACUUUCCCGGCAGACGCUAUUAAAUAUAGAAAUCUCAGAUGCCAACGACAAUCCUCCGUUGUUCUCACAAAUAAAUUACACUGCCGUGAUACAGGAGGAUAAACCUUUAGGCUACCCGAUACUUAAAUUCUCAGUCACUGACGCAGACACGGUCCCGAACACGGUUCCUUACACCUUCGAUUUCCGGAUUGGAAAUGAAGGGAACAGCUUUCGACUGGACCAAGACGGGGUUCUGAGAAGCGCCACAAAAUUCAACUAUAAAAUUAGAGACACGUACCUACUACAAAUCCGAGUGUUCGAUAACGGCAGCCCGCCCCUCUAUUCCGACGCCUGGGUUGUCGUUAAAGUUAUCGAAGAGUCGCAGUAUCCACCGAUAAUCACCCCUCUGGAAAUAAACAUCAACUCGUACUUGGACGAGUAUCCCGGUGGCAUAAUCGGGAAGGUGUACGCAAACGACCAGGACCAAUAUGAUACUUUGACUUACUCUCUGUCGCCUACUGCGGGUAUUUCCUACCCGACUCAUGAACUUUUCCAAAUAAACCGAACGGAUGGUACUUUAACCGCCUUGCCCCGCCUAGAUGUUGGAGAUUACCGUCUCAAUGUUUCCGUAACUGACGGAAAAUUCUCUACCUACAGCAUAGUCAAAGUUAACGUCGAGACGCUAUCUGAUGGUAUGCUGGAAAGUUCCGUUGGCAUAAGGUUCCGUGAUGUCAGCCCCGAAUCGUUCAUCCUCAGUCACCGAAAAGGCUUCGUGCGAGCCGUAAGAAACGCUAUGAAUUGCAGGUUAAAAGACGUCGUUAUUAUCAGUGUUCAACCGUCGAACGACGAAGAUUUACUAAGAGCAAAACGGUACAUCAAUAAAGAUUUGGACGUCCUUUUUACCGUCAGGAAACCUGAUGACGGUUUUUAUUCGUCGGAAGAAAUUCGGAAAGCUCUAAACGACAACUUGGAGGAGCUCGAGGAGAGUACGAAAUUGGUCGUAGAGGAAAUAAUCAGAUUGAAGUGCAACAACAAAUACUGCUUGUAUGGCGUUUGUCAAGACCAUUACAUACUCGACGCUUCCAUCAUAGAACCUGUUUCUACGGACGUUAUGAGCUUUGUUUCCCCGAGACACCAUCAAAAACUCGAGUGUAUCUGUAAGGAAGGUUACGGCGGUGAACGUUGUGAUAUUAUAGUCAACGAGUGUGCCAGGGAACCUUGCCCGACCUACAAGAUAUGCAUUCCGGACGCUUCUCCCGUAGGCUAUUCCUGUCAGUGUCCGGAAGGUUAUGCCGGGCCCACUUGCGAGGUGGACAUCUCUAAAUGUCACGAUCAAAAUUGUUACAUCGCCAGAAAUCCCAUUUCGUUCAGCGGGAAAAGUUACUCGCAGUACAGGAUCAUUAAUAAAAAAUCGAUAGAGGACCAGCUGAGCCUCAGUCUAAGGAUAAGGACUUUGCAACCGACCGGGAAUUUGAUGUAUGCUGCGGGGAAAGUCGAUUACAAUAUCUUAGAGAUUGUUAAUGGUGGAGUACAAUACCGUUUCGAGCUAGGUAGCGGGGAAGGUAUAGUUCGCGUAUCAGACAUCUACGUAUCUGAUGGUAGCUGGCACGAGAUAAAACUAGAAAGGGACCGCAACAAUGCAAAAAUAGUUAUCGAUGGCACCCACAGUGCCCAAGGCUCGGCUCCCGGUAUAAGCGACAUUCUCAAUCUUCAAAGUGACGAAAUGUACCUGGGCGCCGAAGUUCACCAGCAUCCUUCUAUCCUUGGCUUUGAAGAUGUUCAACGCGGCUUCUCGGGUUGCAUGGACGAUAUUAGAAUAUCCCGAGUCUCCGUCCCCCUUCAUAAAUCUGGAGAGAACUCGGUUGUCGUUUUGAAAAGAUUCGCCAAUGUUGAAUUUAGUUGCGAUACCAGCAGUAUCCUCGUUCCACCAGGGCCGUGCGGUUCUCAACCUUGCAUGAACGGCGGGACUUGCCGUGAGACUAAGAACGGGUACGAAUGCGAGUGCCACUCGCGAUACAAAGGAACGCUUUGUGAAUUAGACACAGACCCAUGUGCCUCCGCGCCUUGUUUGUACGGUGGAAAAUGUACCCCUACAAUAGCAGGAGAUUUCGUUUGUGAAUGCGUUCUUCGACUGAGCGGGAAAAGAUGCGAGUACGGCCGUUACUGUGCUCCGAACCCCUGUAAGCAUGGCGGAGUAUGUGAGGAAGGAGACGAAGGGCCGCUGUGUAAAUGCCGUGCCUUUGCUGGAGAAUACUGCGAAUAUGAUUUGAACGAGUGUGAUUCUUCCCCCUGCCAAAAUGGCGGAACGUGCAUAAACGAAAUCGGAUCCUUCCACUGCAUCUGCCCUUCGAAUGUAACGGGUACCUACUGCGCCAACUUGAUCUACAACACCCCUAUAUCCACGACUUUCUACAACAUAACCUGGGAAGAGCUGAUUUAUUUCGGCAUAGGCGCUGGGGCCCUCCUUCUAUUAAUAAUUCUCUGCAUAUCGUGCAAGUGCUGGAUCAACAAACGCAACAGGAGGAGACGCAACAUGAUCAACAAUGAAAACCUGAAAGACAACAUCGUGUUGAAUUCCACGCGUCCCCACGAGAUGUCGGAGUUCAAACGAGGCUCGAAACUUAGCAACCUAGAAGUCAAUCAGCGUGACAUGCCGCUCUGUCCACCCAGGCCCGUUUCCUAUACUCCUAGCUCUCAGAACGAUCCAAUCUACAACUGCGCCACCGUUAUGCUGAACAAUUUGGACACGCUUAGAAGCUACGGUUCGGCAGGUGACGAACUGGAAAACGUUCCGCCGGAUUACGUGAAAAAUUUGAACAGGAGCACUCCCCAGGGCUGUAUCGGUAAUCAUUGCGACUCGGAGAAGACGACUUGGGCGGAACAGAUGCAUCUAGCGUCGAGUUUGAACGACAAACCCAAAACUAAAAAUGAUUAUAAAGUCUCUAGUCCAGUCAACUGUGAUGUGCCGAAUAGACUAUAUGGGGGAAGAAGUAAUACCAUCAACAAUAUCAAGCCCAAUGGAUCAAUUUGUACCGACGAUGAUCAACGGAGUAUGGGAAGUUAUCAUUGGGAUUGUUCGGAUUGGGCGCGGCAUAGCCAGACACUGCCUAACAUAACGGAGGUCCCAGGCAGUGAAAUACCUGACUCCUCCAGCUUUCAUAGUAACGAAAGUAACGAAUCUCGCUGUCACCUGCAUCCCUCGGUGCUGGGCCCCCUCGACCCACAUCGAGACAUUGAGACACUCAACGAAGACAUUGAAUCCGAAUUUAUGGCUGAUACCGAGUGCGAUACUAGCCGAAUCAGCCCCAGUCUCAAUGCUCUUGAUAGUGGAAAUGAAGAAUAUAGAUUUACCACAGACAGCUAUAUACGUCAUCCUAACUCAUAUCUACCCCCUCAUGGGUACAACAUUCCAAGUGAAGUUGAGGGCGACUGCUUGCAGAGCCCCGGGGCAGAGUCCGACGAUGUGGAACCUUACGGAUUUCCCAGCAACAGAAAUAGAAGGAAAAACUGUGAUGAUGACAUUUCAUCCGUUAUUACUACUUUAGAAGAACGUCAUUCUCUGCUGGGAGGCUACGCCAGCAACAGCGACCUCUCGACCAACCUGUGCGAAAUCGAGGAUUCCGAAUACGAGACUGAACACAAACCCCUGAACUACCUAGGAGGUGUUCAACAGACGUCCGUCUGACACAGACCGAACUCGGGCACCCUGAAGAAGGCCCGCUUCCUUGGAUAGCAUAAUAUUACUGUUGUACCUAUGAGUCCCAUUUAGGUUAAGGUGGCAUAUACGGCUUCAGUAUUGUAAAAUGUAAUCUUGUAAUGAAAUUUUUUUAUUAUCACCUUUCUACAAUUUUAUAUUUCAUGUUAGGAAUUGAAUAGUUAUCGAUUUAAAUGGUUUUUAUCAUAGCGGUUGCAUAUCAUGGGCUAUCGACGGAGGGGUUUCUUUUACUUCCGACGGCAACUUUUCUUUUUUACGAGCUCCUCCGUUGAUAAGAGACGUCUACUUAAAAAUUUGUAUAUAUGAAAGCAAAUCAAAUAUUUUUGUAAUCUUAGUUAAGAAUAUUUUAGUUUGGAUGUUUCAAUAUACAGGAUGUUAGCUGAACUAGCACGGGAACGCAGUAUAUCUCGACUAUUUAUUUGACGAGUGAUUGUGUUACUCGAUGAUGUAUUUUCGUCGUAAACCGUUUUAUUCCAGUUUUUUAUUUUAAUCAUUUUUUACGAUAGGGAAGUAAUUUUAGGAUAAAUAUGUGCCUAAUUAUAGAGCUGAACGAAGGCAGCUCCGUUUAUAAAACUCACUACUUAGCACUUAGUUCUUAUCAAGAAGACUCGGAACCACUUAUUCCAUUUAUCUAUAGAAAUUUUUGUGUUAGGCUGGCACAAUACUGUUGGGACAAGUGUGGAGGCGAUUAUCUAAAAAUAUUUCCAAUACAGUGUGUUUAUGCUAAAAAUUGAUCUUUUCCUCUUCGUAACUAUUUAUCGGGUAAGCUAGUGUUGACAUUUUUGAGAAGUAUAGGAAAUAGACAAAAAGUAGUUCAAAUGUCCCGGGAUUGAUUCUUCAUUUAAGAGCAUUUCGACUGUUUUUUUAUGUCAAAAUCCAAAUCCCCAAAUGUCAAAAUUGGUCCACCCUAUACAGAGUUACAGUAAAAGGUUAAGUUUUCAUUGAACAUACAAUAGACUAUUUAAUUUUAACGGGUAUUCAUUCAAUUUUGCACUUCGUAUUUUAAAAAAGUCCACCAGUGGCGUACGUAAAGGGCAGUUUCGAGUUGUAAGGAAGAAUAGUGUUUUACGAGUCGAGAGCUUUAAAGUGUUAAUUCUGUGUGCGCCCCUGGAGUCCGCAAAAAUUUUUAUAGACUAAUGUUAGGGAUUAACUUUUAAGUUGGAUGUUUGAUUAUGCAUGUGAUAUUGUAUGAUAAAUUGUAUAAUAAUUUCCCUUUUACGAGCUUAGUUUUACAAUCUUAAUGAUGUUGAUAAUGUUUUUAAAAUUUGUACCACUGAAAACUAAUUUUUAUUACCAUUAAGGUAUAGAUGAUGUAACUUUUAUAAUAAAACUUAAUA
Messenger RNA from Anoplophora glabripennis (Asian longhorned beetle), 12079 nucleotides. RefSeq names its product fat-like cadherin-related tumor suppressor homolog (gene kug). The coding region runs from base 36 to 10712 and encodes 3558 amino acids. The record is from RefSeq and is a predicted model, not a curated record. Gene Ontology annotation, molecular function: calcium ion binding; cadherin binding. Gene Ontology annotation, cellular component: catenin complex; adherens junction; plasma membrane. NCBI's taxonomy places the organism in Eukaryota, Metazoa, Arthropoda, Insecta, Coleoptera, Cerambycidae. The transcript has 24 exons. Gene Ontology annotation, biological process: homophilic cell-cell adhesion; cell morphogenesis; cell-cell junction assembly.